AUGUCCCCGCUGUGCUCGCUGCUGCUGACUCUGGCCCUGGUGGCCGUCCCCGGCGCCCGGGGCACCUGCCCGGUGCCUGCAGACCUGAAGAGGGAAGAUGGGACGCGCACGUGCGCCAAGCUCUAUGACAAGAGCGAUCCCUACUAUGACAAUUGCUGCCAGGGGGCCGAGCUGUCCCUGGAGCCGGGCACCGACCUGCCCUACCUGCCCUCCAACUGGGCCAACACAGCGUCGUCUCUGGUAGUGGCCUCACGCUGUGAGCUCACUGUGUGGUCUCUCCCCGGCAAGGGUGGCAAGACACGCAAGUUCUCUGCAGGCAGCUACCCCCGCCUGGAAGAGUACCGUAAGGGUAUCUUCGGAGACUGGUCCAACUCUAUCUCUAGCGUCUACUGCAAGUGCUCUUGAUGCCUUGAAGGCCAUCAUCUCUAAUUACACACAGUGCUGAGCCCAACCCCACCUCACCUUGGGGAUUGCUGUGGUCCCAAGAGCCAGGAGGCAAGAUGGCCCUGCUGCCUGCCACCGCAGCUUCCCUGUAAUACAGCCCUUGAGAAAUUAA
This is a messenger RNA of Peromyscus eremicus (cactus mouse), 556 nucleotides long. It is a transcript of the gene Sycn, whose product is annotated as syncollin. NCBI's taxonomy places the organism in Eukaryota, Metazoa, Chordata, Mammalia, Rodentia, Cricetidae. The transcript has 2 exons. The record is from RefSeq and is a predicted model, not a curated record. Gene Ontology annotation, biological process: exocytosis. The coding region runs from base 1 to 405 and encodes 134 amino acids. Gene Ontology annotation, cellular component: secretory granule membrane.